This is a messenger RNA of Colletotrichum navitas, 1833 nucleotides long. Its product is annotated as HSF-type DNA-binding protein. Gene Ontology annotation, molecular function: DNA-binding transcription factor activity; sequence-specific DNA binding; phosphorelay response regulator activity. The coding region runs from base 1 to 1833 and encodes 610 amino acids. The transcript is spliced from 7 exons. Gene Ontology annotation, biological process: phosphorelay signal transduction system; regulation of DNA-templated transcription. The record is from RefSeq and is a predicted model, not a curated record. NCBI's taxonomy places the organism in Eukaryota, Fungi, Ascomycota, Sordariomycetes, Glomerellales, Glomerellaceae.
AUGCCUGAGCCCGACACCGUCGCCGCCCAGGGCGGCGGCAGCAAUUCCAGCGAUUUUGUCCGCAAACUAUACAAGAUGCUGGAAGACCCUGCCUAUGCGAAUAUUGUGAGAUGGGGAAAUGAGGGCGACACCUUCGUCAUUUUGGAGACGGACAAAUUCACCAACGAUAUUCUCCCGAAACACUUCAAGCACAGCAAUUUCUCAAGUUUCGUUCGACAGCUGAACAAAUACGAUUUCCACAAGCUGCGUCGUAAUGACGAGAACAACGAGUCGCCGUACGGCAAGCAGGCCUGGGAGUUCAAGCACUCGGCCUUCCGUGCUGAUAGAAAGGACAACUUGGACAACAUCAGACGAAAGGCUCCCGCACAGAGGAAGUCGCAACAGACAGAAGAUCAGUUCACCACUAACCAGUCAAUCAAUUUACUGCAAGAGACCCUCUUUGCGCAACAGCAGCAGGUGCAGGCGCUGCAAGAGCAAGUAGCCGAGAUGUCGCGAACAAACAAGACGCUUGUCCAUGAGGUCCACACAAUGCACAAGAUAAUCGACGCCCAGCGACAGUCACAACACGAGUUGCUCAACUACAUGUCGCACGCCGAGGACAGGAUGAGAGGGCCCAGGUACCAUGGUCAGAACCCACAGAUGAACGGAGGUGCUAUCGACGAUCAAGCUCCCGAGCUGCGCCGGGCCAGGGAGCUCCUCUCCAGCGUAACGACGAACAGCAUGGUGGACCGAGAGCUCGAGAGACUGAACGGCAUGUAUGCGCAAAGCUCGCCGCCAGAUUCCGCCUCUUCCCUCAUGUUCCAGCCCGGAAACACUGGGAUCCCACCCAUGCUUGCUGAGCACAUGAACAUGCGUCACCUCGUCUAUCCCGUGGGCGAAAAUGUAGGCAUCGACCCAUUGUCCCAGGACCACUUCAAUAAUAUCCCUUACACCUUGAACUCCUUGCCGAUGAACGACUUCCAGGCCCAGCCCGUCGUCAAACCGGAACCCGGACCUGCCACGCCGGCCCCCGCGGCUGCGGCUGUGGCUACCGCGGCCGCGCCGCAACGCCCGCCUUCGAACGAUAAGGGUCUUUGGGGUUCGAAGAAGCCGAGGGUGUACCUGGUUGAGGACGACAGGACGUGCUCUAGGAUCGGUUCCAAGUUCCUGACACAAAUGGAGUGCAUCGUAGAACUGGCUGAAAACGGCAUCGACGCCGUCAACAGGUGUAAAGAAGUACCGUCCGGGCAUUUUGACCUGAUUUUCAUGGAUAUCGUCAUGCCGCAGAUGGACGGUGUUUCUGCAACGCAGUUGAUCCGCGAGGUCCACCCCGAUGUUCCUGUUGUCGCCAUGACCUCAAACAUUCGACCUGAAGACAUCAGCCACUACUUUAACUGGAGCCUCAACGAUGUGUUGGCGAAGCCGUUCACCAAGGAUGGUAUGCUGCGUAUUCUCCGAAAGCAUGUCCCUCACCUCCUCAAGAACGCACCACCGGAUGAGCUCGCCGUCGGCCACGGAGCGGCGCAGCUUCAUUCCAACAACACAAUGGGCGUGCCCCCGAUGAAUCCCCAGGUCAAGUUUGACUCGACGCCAGGCCAGUCCCCCGCGACAACGGCCUCCUGGCACUCACCCGGGCAAAUACACCAGCCGUCCCCCAAUGUUACCAAUAUCGAGACAGGAUAUCCCAUGGCGAACACGGCCCAAAUGGUCAUUACGCCAACGUCAGCCCAACGGCCAACGUUUCAGAACAUGCCGCCUGGGAUGCAGCAGAUGCGUGUGCCCGACCACCUCGUCGGCGAUGACCGGCCAGAGAAGCGGCAGAGGCUGUACGGGCCCCAAAGUGGAUACGCUUAA